Messenger RNA from Staurois parvus, 429 nucleotides. NCBI's taxonomy places the organism in Eukaryota, Metazoa, Chordata, Amphibia, Anura, Ranidae. The record is from the annotation of a GenBank genome assembly.
AUGGGCCCCUGUACCGCCUCCUCAUGCUGCUGCCAGGCCCCUAAUCUGCCAUGGGCCCCUGUACCGCCUCCUCAUGCUGCUGCCAGGCCCCUAAUCUGCCAUGGGCCCCUGUACCGCCUCCUCAUGCUGCUGCCAGGUCCACAGUCUCUCAUGGGUCCCUGUACGGCCUCCCCAUGUGCCACUUUCAGGUCUCCUCACACUGCUGGUGUGUUCCAUUUUUUUGUCAUAGGGUGCUGGCAGAUUACGGGCCUCCCAUUGCUGCUGUCCCAGGCCCCUAAUCUGCCAUGGGCCCCCGUACCGACCUCCUCAUGCUGCUGCCAGUUCCACAGAGUCUCCUCAUGGGUCCCUGUACGGCCUCCCAUUGCUGCUGUCUCCAUCGCCACUACUCUGCCUUCCGUGUGCCACUUUCAGUUCUCCUCACCAGGUUUC